This is a messenger RNA of Haemorhous mexicanus (house finch), 6008 nucleotides long. RefSeq names its product PHD finger protein 20 like 1 (gene PHF20L1). Gene Ontology annotation, cellular component: NSL complex. The record is from RefSeq and is a predicted model, not a curated record. Lineage: Eukaryota; Metazoa; Chordata; Aves; Passeriformes; Fringillidae. Gene Ontology annotation, biological process: regulation of transcription by RNA polymerase II. Bases 122 to 3385 code for a protein of 1087 amino acids. The transcript has 22 exons.
UGACGCGAGCGGGGCGCGGGCAGGAUGGGGCGGUGAGGGGCGGCCGUGCCGGACAGCCCGCGGCAGCCGCGCCGGGCCCCGAGCGAGCCGAGCGGGCGGUGGUGAAAAAGACAAUAUCAAGAUGAGCAAAAAGCCUCCAAAUCGUCCUGGAAUCACAUUUGAGAUUGGUGCUCGUUUGGAGGCACUGGACUAUUUGCAAAAAUGGUAUCCAUCUCGAAUUGAGAAGAUAGAUUAUGAAGAGGGGAAGAUGUUGGUGCAUUUUGAACGCUGGAGCCAUCGCUACGAUGAGUGGAUUUACUGGGACAGCAACAGGUUGAGACCUUUGGAGCGACCAGCUUUGAGGAAAGAGGGCCUGAAGGAUGAUGAAGAAUUUGUUGAUUUUAAACCUGGAGAAGAAGUCCUAGCUCGUUGGACAGACUGUCGAUAUUACCCUGCAAAGAUUGAAGCAAUUAAUAAAGAGGGAACAUUCACAGUGCAAUUCUAUGAUGGUGUCAUUCGAUGUCUUAAAAGGAUGCAUAUCAAAUCUAUGCCAGAGGAUGCAAAAGGGCAGGCGCGCGAGAGGGAGCAGAUAGCGCCGGAGCUGAGAUUAGUGACGGAAAUCGAACCAAAAGAAGAUUGGAUAGCUUUGGUCAAAGCUGCUGCUGCUGCAGCAGCAGCCAAGAACAAAGCAGGAAGUAAACCUAGAACCAGUGCAAACAGCAAUAAAGAUAAAGAGGACAGAAAAUGGCUAAAAGUCCCUUCAAAAAAGGAAGAAACGUCAACCUCUACAAUCAUGCAGGAAGUCCAAAAAAAGGAAGAGGAGCCUACAUCUAGUGACACAUUUGAAGUAGGAUUUCCUGUAGUGGAUGUUCCAAAGAUGGCCUUUGUGCAGGCAGAGAGCACGUUAUCACACAAGAGGAAAAGUAAUCUAGGCAACUCAUUUCAGGCAAAGAGAGCUCGCCUAAACAAGAUCACUGGUUUAUUGGCAUCCAAAGCUGUUGUUGCAGAUGGUGCUGAAAAAAAGGAAGGCAACAAAGAAACAGCUCCAGUCCUGGAGCAGGAGAUUUCACCUAAACCACAAAGUCAGAAAAAAAAUGAAGCUGAUAUUAGCAGUUCUGCCAACAUUCAGAAACCUGCACUGUUAUCCUCAACUUUGUCUUCAGGAAAGGCUCGCAGCAAGAAAUGCAAACAAGAAUCUGGAGAUUCUUCCGGGUGUAUAAAGCCCCCUAAAUCACCACUUUCCCCAGAAUUAAUACAAGUCGAGGAUUUGACGCUGGUCUCUCAGCUUCCUUCUGCUGUGAUAAAUAAAACUAGUCCAUCACAGCCAGUGAAUUCCCCUAGAUCCUACAAACAUAGCCAACGGAGAAGAAGAUCACAGCGUUUAGCCACUUGCUCCUUGCCUGAUGAUUCUGUAGAAAAAGUUUCUUCUCCCUCUUCAAUUACUGAUGGAAAAGUGUUCUCCAUCAGUGGUCAAAACCAACAGUCAUCAAAAUUGGAGGUACCUGAUGUUGCUCAUGUGUCACUUGAGAAGCGUGGACCAUGUCUCCCUCUUGAUUUAAGCCGUAGUUCGGAAGUUACAGCACCAUUAUCUGCAGAAUCCACUUUCUGUAAUGAAUAUUCCAGUAAAGACAAGGAAGAUAUUCAGAUGAUUACAUAUCUUCCUUCCAAAGCAGUAACUGAUGGAAGAGUAGCUACAACAGCAUCAGCACCCUCGUCCCAUGUACAUGCCUUGCAUCUGGAAAUGCCUUUAACCAAUAGUCUCAAGUUACCCAAAGGGAAUAGUAAAAAAAAGAGGUCUUCCACAUCAGUGAGCUCUGAAGGGACAGAGAUACAGUGCUCUGUGCCCAUAAAGGAGAAAUGUUUUGAGAGUCUGAAGGAGAAAAUAUUAAAGAACGUGAUUGAGAAGGACAAGCAUUCAGAAGUUGGUGCAGCUAGAAUGGAAAGAAAAGGAAAACUGGAAGAGAAAAGUUCUUCAGCAUAUGGUAAAAAAAAAGAAAAAGAAAAGGAGAAAAAGGAAAAGAAGGAAAAAGAUCAUAAACCAAAACAGAAGAAGAAGAAGAAAAAAAAGAAGAAAUCAAAACAGCAUGAUUACUCGGAUUAUGAAGACAGCUCUGUUGAAUUCCUGGACAGGUGCUCCUCUCCCUUAACGCGCUCCUCGGGCAGCUCUCUGACCUUGCGCAGUAUGUUCUCAGAGAAGAACACCUCAUACCAGUAUCCAAGAGCCAUCCUGUCUGUUGACCUUAGUGGAGAAAACCUUUCAGAUGUGGAGUUCUUGGAUGAUUCUUCCACAGAGAGUUUGUUACUUAGUGGUGAUGAAUACAAUCAGGAUUUUGAUUCAACUAACUUUGAAGAGUCUCAGGAUGAAGAUGAUGCUCUCAAUGAAAUUGUUAGAUGCAUUUGUGAACUUGAUGAAGAAAAUGGCUUUAUGAUUCAGUGUGAAGAAUGCUUGUGUUGGCAGCACAGUGUAUGCAUGGGACUGUUGGAGGACAGCAUUCCAGAGCAGUACAUCUGUUACAUCUGCAGAGAUCCGCCAGGACAGAGGUGGAGUGCCAAAUAUCUCUAUGACAAAGACUGGCUAAACAAUGGACACAUGUGUGGAUUAUCAUUUUUGAAAGAGAACUACUCUCAUCUUAAUGCCAAAAAGAUCGUGUCAACACAUCACCUACUGGCAGAUGUAUAUGGGGUAACUGAAAUUCUGCAUGGACUGCAGCUGAAGAUUGGGAUACUGAAAAAUAAGCAUCACCCAGACCUUCAUCUCUGGGCUUAUUCAGGGAUGAGAAAAGAACAAGAACAAAGAACUGCUGGGGUAGAGAAAAAGUUAGUGACUUUGCAGGAUGCUGUUAAUCCAGCUGAAAGGACGUGUCAUAGUCAAAACCAUAAAGAGCCACCCAGUAUACCCCAGAAGAUGGAAGAAACAUACAUCACAAGUGAGCACAGUUACCAAAAACCACAGAGUUUUAGUCAUGACUACAAAGCAGUCACUGACCCUAUGAGCUCAGAUGAUGAAGACACAAGUAGCUUUGAGGAAGAUCAGGAAUAUCACACAGAGAAUAAAAACUGUUUACAAUAUUCUUUUAAAGAUGGUGGCAUGAAUGAGCAGAAUUCUGCUGAAGGAAACACUGUGUUUGUUUGUAAUGAAAGAAAAGGCUCAGAAGAACAAGUGGACACACAUCUUCAAUGGCAGCUAAAUCUCCUCACCCAUAUAGAGAAUGUACAGAAUGAAGUCACCAGCAGAAUGGACCUGAUUGAAAAAGAAGUUGAUGUUUUAGAAAGCUGGCUUGAUUUCACUGGAGAACUGGAACCACCAGAUCCUCUGGCAAGAUUGCCUCAGCUCAAGCGACGUAUCAAACAGCUCUUAAUCGACAUGGGAAAAGUACAGCAGAUAGCAACACUUUGCUCUGUAUGACAAAAGGAAGAAUAUAGAAGUAAAAAUAGGUUCUUUACAAUGCAUUUUCUUAUUAGCCACAAGACUGACAGGAAGACAGCAAAAAGCGGAGCAUUUAUCCGGUUCUUUGCUGAUUACAUUAAUAGGCUGAAGCUUUAGAAAGAAGAGAGGAAGUUUAGAGUCAGGAAUCUGUUGUAUUGAAAAUAUGAAUAUUCAAUGUCUGGGCUUCAAAAUUAUAUAUAAUAUACUUAGAAAUGUUUAUUUCUCAGGAUUUUAACAUGUUGAACAAGUAAAUCCCCAGAUACAAGAAAAUCCAACAAACAAAAACUCUUCGACGAGCAGUGCUACUAUUUUGAAACCCUUGGCAAACAUUUCUAAAUUAGCAGAAUUCAGCUGACUAAAAAUGCAAUCCUCUUAUCUUGCUAGUGAAAGAUAGAUACAGAGAGUGCUGUAUCUUCUCUACAAGGAAGGUUUUUAGAUUAUUUCUUUCUCUUACGAGUGUUCAGGAAACCAAACAUACUAGCUUUGAUUUUUGAAAAAAAUUACUUGUCAUGGUCUCCCUUUUAAAGUAUUUUUUUAAAUAGAAAUCCCUAGAACAGCACCCCUAGGCCCCUUUAAAACAGAAGUGGAAAAUAGUGGUCAGAUGUGCCAAAUAAUAUUAAAAUCACUGGGAUGAGAGUUUAAUUAUGACUUAGGCGAAGGUUUUUUCCAAAGUCCUACUCGGUGCCAGCAGUCCAUCCAAAAUUGCAUCUACUUUAUAUUUUUUUAUGUUCUAUAGCAGUGUUCAGGAAUCAAGGUACAAUUUUUGUCCUGGGUAGCUCUAUUCUGAUGUUGGUCCUCUGAAAACUUCACCAUCUUCAGUGGGGAUGAGGAAUGACAAGAGCAGCAAAACUGUCUGUGGCUGUGGCAAUUCUAAACCAUUAGAGGCAAAAAUCACAAGAUACCUUAUCCAAGUUGUUUUUAUAAAAUUUUUCAGCUUCAGUGAAUGAAAUGUCAUGAAACCAAAGGCAACCUACCUGCUCUGUUAGCUCUUGCUGGAUUUUGAGCCCAGGACUUCUCCUGUGCUGAUAAGUUGCCGCUGUACCCAGUGCUACAUCCGUGUCUGUGUGUGUAUGUAUAUGUGCAUAGCUAUGUGUACAUAUAUACAUGCCAUACACAUUUCUAUCUACACAUGUCUAGUUUUCUUACCAUAGACUACAAGAACUGGUGGUUCAUAUUACCUUUUAACAAGCAGUUUCUAAAAUUGAAAAUAAUGUAUGUACAGGUUUUGAAAUUUGUAAAAUAUGACUGUUAAAAGGAGGCUAUUUAACUGAGGACAUUAAGAUACUUGAACAUUUUAUGCCUCAUGUCUGUUUAUCAGUUCUAGUUAUCUGUAUAAAUGCAUUUUAGAACCGAUAGACAGUAAACUUGAAUUUACCUUUUGAUAAGAGUACAAGCCACUGUACAUUCAAAAAUUAUUUAAAUUUGCAAACACACUGUUCUAUAUGUAAGGUACUGUAUGUAAAACUGUUUAUUAAAACUAUUCUGCAUACUCUAUAUUUUCCACUUUUCUUCCUGAUCUACAUACAAAUGUAAAAAAGAAGUGAUUGUUAUUAUGUACAGACCAUCAAAAAAUCUUGGAAUGCCUUUUAAGGAUGCAUACAACUGAAAAACGUGCCAAAGAUGGAUUAUCUGGGAAAGACUUUGCAGCUAGUGCAUUGAAUUUUCAUGAUAAAACCAUUAUUGAGAAAGAAAGCAGCAUGGCUGGUUCAUUGCUAAAGUAAACCUACCCUGACCUUUCCUCUCUGUCAUACCUGAAGUGAGUUAUCACUCCUGAUGGCCAAAGCAAAAUGUAAACCCCUGUUACAGAGUGGUUGCUACUUAAAAAGUCUUCCCACAUCAAGCUUGUAGGAGACAUCACAGAGAUGCACGAAAACGUGGAAUUAUGGAAUGGUUGGCAACUCCAUAAUGCAGAAAGAACAUUAGAGCUGUGGAGUUGUUGACAUUUUAUAGCAACUGUUAAUAAGUACUCUGUGUUAUAUAGAUGAUGCUUAAAUAACUGCUUCAAACAUGAAUAGUUGGGUGACCUACUUGCUUUUGGAUAUGUGAGACAUUUUUAUAGACUAUUCACUUGCUGCAUAUCCUUGAAUGUGGUACUGUGUGUACUGUAUAAGAGAAGUGUAAAUCCAGAUGAAUUACUUUGAAACAAAGUGGAGUGUAUUUACAGAAUUUAUACAGCAUACACUGUAGCAAUAUUAUGCAAUGUGUGUGCAUGUGUGUGAUGUAAUAUAAUUGUAAAUGUUACUAAAGGUGGAGGUGGACUUGGAAAGUUCAGGGGGGAGGACAGAGGUUUUAUUCUUACUACAGAGAUGGAGGAAUGGUAUCCUGAAAAGGAAAUCCUAAGGUCGAAGUUGAAGUUGCCCUUGCAGCUUUAAUAUGUCUUCUGUUUGUAUGUGUAAUGCCCUCUUUAUUUACACAAAUAUGUAAUUUUACCCCUCAAGAUCCUGCCUUGUUCAGGAUGGACUGUGCUUACAAAAACAAUCUGUUCAGUAUUUUUUUUUAAUGUUCAUUGUGUAGUCAUGUAUUAUAAAAAGUCUCCUGCAAUCAUUCAUAUCUUCUAAGAAAUACAAUCUCAGUGUCCGUAUGGACCGUGCUAUGUAUGAUA